Molecule: messenger RNA, 1029 nt
Organism: Puccinia triticina
Lineage: Eukaryota; Fungi; Basidiomycota; Pucciniomycetes; Pucciniales; Pucciniaceae
Exons: 3
Coding region: 1-1029 (342 amino acids)
Biological process (GO): fatty acid beta-oxidation
Cellular component (GO): mitochondrion
Molecular function (GO): NAD+ binding; (3S)-3-hydroxyacyl-CoA dehydrogenase (NAD+) activity
Source: RefSeq, a predicted model, not a curated record
AUGCUUCUCAUCAGACCGCUCAGGAAUAUCCACAGGGACUGUCGCGCCAUCCCACCAGCACUCGCCAACUUCCACCUCGGCACCAUCUCGCCAUUCUCCUCCACCUCGAAAAGCCGUCAACCAGCACAUGAAGUCAAACAUCUUACCGUCAUCGGUGCGGGGCUCAUGGGAAGUGGGAUCGCCCAAGUAGCAGCCCAGGCCGGGAUAGCGGUGACAGUACAUGGGAUGAACGAAGAGAUCUGCAAACAAUCUAACUCGAUCAUCAACCAGUCCUUAAAACGAAUUGCAAAGAAGAAGUUCCCAGAAGAUCAAGCCAAGCAAGCAACCGCAUUCAUCGAGGCGGUCAACAAGAACUUGAAGUUUGCAACCGAGCUCAAGAACGCAGUCGAUCAUCAAAAGACCGACUUGAUCAUCGAAGCCAUCGUCGAAAAGAUACAGAUCAAACAGGAAUUGUUCAAGGCACUCGAUCAUCUCAUCGAGAACCCAAACACGAUCUUCACCAGUAACACCUCAUCCCUCAAGAUCGCCGAUAUCAGUCAGGCAGUCUCAGCCCACCGAAAGAAACAAUUUGCUGGCUUGCAUUUCUUCAAUCCGGUUCCUCAAAUGAAAUUGGUCGAAGUGAUUAAAACCGAUCAAACUUCAGACGAAACUGCUCAGCGAUUGAUUAACUUUGCCAACCAACUCGGCAAAAGUCCAGUCACAUGCACUGAUACCCCAGGAUUCAUCGUCAAUAGGUUAUUGGUGCCUUAUCUGUUAGAAGCGAUGAGGAUGCUCGAGCGGGGGGAAGCGACGAAAGAAGAUAUCGACACAGCAAUGAAGCUGGGGGCAGGUCAUCCGAUGGGACCGAUUGAGCUCUCAGACUACGUCGGCCUGGAUACGAUGAAGUUCAUCUCCGAUGGCUGGAGAGAGAGCAGGGUCCAGUCAGGCGAAAUCGACAAGGCCUUGGUUGAACCCGUCAAAGCCCUCGAUCAACUCGUCAGGGAUGGAAAGCUUGGUCGCAAGACCAAUGAGGGCUUCCUCAAAUACUGA